AUGAAUCUCCCGAUGGCGUCGGAAGACGAUCGGCAAGUCGCACAGGAGCUCGGGCUCCUCCUACGGGGCACCGGGGAGGGAAAUGUGCCGUUUUCUCAGACUCGUUACGAGCAAGUGUCUAUAUCGGGGACGACUGGGGGGCUGGGAGACGGCUCUGCAGCGUCAGCAGGCGCAUCGUUAGCAGCGCAGUAUGGGAUGCGAGACCAGCAGGGGGCUGGGGGGGGCGCUAUGGCGGGCGGAAUGGCAGGCGGAAUGGCAGGCCCGGAGGGUUUUGGCGGUGCGCCUGCGGCGGGGGGAUAUGGCGGGCGGGACUACCCCCACAGGAGCGAUACUUACCGCCUGGCGCAACGGUUACAGUCUUCCGCCGCGCUAGGGCUCGGCGGAGAGGGUGCGCCGAAGUUCCCCGGCGGCGGAGAAGGCGCGGAAAGCGGGGGAGGGGGGUAUGCGCAAGGGGGCGCGGGGGGGUAUGAUAUCCGCGCGGGGCUCGGUCAAGACGGCAGCGCGGGGGUGUUUGGGGAGGAUGGCGCGGGGAUGGGCUCGCUACGACCGUUCGAUGACGGACAUGGGCUGCGAACGGGGCGAUCCUCGUCGUCCAAUCUGUUGUUUCCGCCCUCCACGCUCCCCACUCAUCGAGAAGAGAUGGAGAGUCUGUUAGAGGAUGUGCUUACUUCGGGGGGACAGGACAACGGCGACGGGAUCUUGAUCUAUUCUUCCGCGCCUUACCUUCCGCGCCCCUCUUCCCCGUUCCCGGCUCUGCAGGAGGACUUUCCCCGCACGCCCUCCCCCAUCUUCGCGCUUCAGCGCGCAGCCAGCCGCUCAGGCGCGGACGAUUCCGCGGACGCCGCCACCGCCGCCGCCGCCGCUGCUGCCGCCGCCGCGGUACCGUCUUUCCUCAGCGCUUCCGCCAAUGACCUUCCGCGGCGCCCGCGCUCGUCUCUGCAGCUUGACGACGCGCACAGGCACGAGCUCGCGCUGCUCACCGCGGGGCUGCAGGCGGGCGGAGGCGCAGGCGGAGGGGGGGGAAGGGGCGCGGGGAACACGCGCGGAGGGGGCGCGAGUAGCGUUCCGCCGCUCCUUGGCGCAGGGUCGCGUUCGGGGACUCCGCUUAUCCCCCCCGGAUUGGUCGCGGGGAGGGUUAGUCCGGGGCUGGCGAUGCAGCUAGCAGCGGCCCAGGCAGCUUCGGCUGCCAAACCUGCCGGUCUGCCUCGGGCGCAGUCCCCAGCCUUUGGAGUAGGUCUGGGUUUGGGCGGUGGGGAGGGAGGGUUGGGGGGAGCGGGCGGAGGGGGAAGGGGAGGGGCUGGCCCGGGGGUGUUUGCGCGGGCGGCUAGUCCUGGGAUGAUGGGCGGGCAGGGGGAAGGGGGAAUGGGACAGGCUAGCGCUGCUGAGCUGGCAUCGGCGAUUGAAGGACUGCGAUUGGCGGAAGGGCAGCAGCAACAGCAGCAGCAGCAGCAGAUGCAGAUGCAGCAGCAACUUCAGCAGCAGUAUCAGCAGCAGCAGCAAAUGGGGCAGCAGCAGCAGCAGCAGUUUCAGCAGCAACAGCAACAGCAGCAGCAGCAACAGGAGAAAGAUCAGCAGCAGCACUUAUUGCAGCAGCAUCAGCAGCAACAGCAGAACAUGGGUCAAGGGGCUCCGCAUUGGUCACACCUCCCCACCGCACUCCACCCAGCGUAUCUCCAAUACCUCCCCCCUUCCUCUGCAACCAACCCCACCUCCGCCGCCGCCGCCGCCGCCGCCGCCGCCGCCGCAGCAGGCGCAGCAUCGUUCGUGGUAGGAUCGCCCCCUUACCCAGCCUUCCUACACGAAUCUCUCCCCCUUCCGCCGGGUUCCGCCAGUUCCGCCGGUUCCCCCUUCCUCCCCCCGCACCUUGCUGGCGUAUCAGGCGCGCCUGGCUUCCCCCACGGGCUCCCUGGCGCGGGGGCGCUUCCCCCUGGCGGGGGAGGCUUACCCGGGGGAGGUUUAUCUGGAGGGGCUCCGAACGGGUUUUAUCUGUCAGGAGGUGCAGGUGGGGGUGGUGGUGGUGGUGGUGGCGCUGCUGCUACUGCAGGAGCGGAUGGUGGCGAUGGUGGUGGGGGUACUGUUUCACUAGACGCCAACGCGCAGCACUAUCUGCCAAGCGAAGCCGCCCAGUUCGCCGCCGGCGGUGCUGGUGGUGGGGCUUCCGGCCCAGCUGGCAUGAACAGUGGCAUUGGGCAGUCAGUGAGUGCGGGCGGCGGGGUGAGGCGGAUCGGGGUGGCAGCAUCAGGGGAAGGUACAACUGCCGGUUUGGGCACGGGUAGUGGUGGUAACACUGGUGCUAAUAUGGGGGGUGCUAAUAUGGGGGGUGCUAAUAUGGGGAGUGCUGUUGAUGCAAUGUUACCCCUGGAAGUGCAGCACCUACUAGCCAUGCACCCACAGUACAGAGCGCAGAUUCUCGCAGUUUUAUCUGGGCUGGGCGUAUCUGGGGGCGGGGGAGGCUUAUCUGGUGCAGGGUUUACUGGAGGAGGAGGUAUGGGUGGGGGUAUGACUGGUGGCGGCAGUGGUGGUGGUGGGAAUGGUGGUGGGGGCACUAGUGCUAGUGGGCUUGCUGCUGCUGCGGCAGCAGUAGGAGGAAUGGGCAUGGGUAUGAACUUGGGUAUGGGGAUGGGAAUGGGUAUGGGUAUGGGUAUGGGGUCGGGUCCCUCUGCUUAUCUCCCCGGGGGCAGCCAGCCAAUGGGGAUCCCUGCUGACGUGGCACGAUCUCGCGGCGCGGGUUUGCCAGCUGGCGCUCCGCACGGUGGCAACAGCAACAACCCUCCGAUGUACUAUGGAAGCCCUCCAGGAAGCUUCCUCCCUGUGAUGCCCUACCCGCCUUUAUCUCCUGCUGGUGGUGGUGGGGGAGGAACGGGCGGAGGAGUGGUGCCAGGUGGCAUGUUGCCACAUCAGCAGGGCAGCAUGCUGAGUCAGCACCACCAGCACGGACACCACGCGAAUCUGUACGAAUCGAUCCUAUUGGCUGAAGGAGGGCUGGGGGGUAUGGGGGGAGGAAUGGGGCCAGCUGGGGUUGGGGGCGGGGCAAGCAUGAUGGGCGGAGGGGCAGGGGGAGGCGGAGGAGGCGGGGGGAAGGGCGGAGGUUACGCCAUGGGUGGAAUUGGCGGUGUGGGGGGAGCAGGCGGGGGUGCAGGGGCAGGGGGUAGCGGGAGGAGGGAGGAGAAAGGGGGAGGUGGGGGACUGAGGGGCUCGCCUGGGGGAGGGGGCGGGGUAAGAGGCCAUUCAAUGCAUCAGCAUCAGCAUCAGCAUCAGCAUCAGCACCAUCACCAGCAGCAGCAGCAUCACCACCAUUCAUCCCACCUGGCUGAAUCUGAACGAAUGGGUGGCGGAGGGGGGGGCGGAGGGGGAGGCGGCGGGGGAGGAGGCGGAGGCGGGAGCAGAGGGGGCGGUAACGGCGGUGGGGGAGGAGGCGGAGGAGGAGGAGGCGGAGGAGGGGGAGGAGCGGGAGGGGGAGGGGGAGGAGGAGCGGGGAGUUUCUUGGAGGAGUUUAAGGCGAACAAGACGAGGCGCUAUGAGCUGUGCGAUAUUGCCGGGCACGUGGUGGAGUUCAGUGCGGACCAGCACGGGUCACGGUUCAUCCAGCAGAAGCUCGAGAUGGCCACGGAUGCAGAGAAAGAGCUGGUGUUCUGUGAGGUGCUGCCGCGCGCUCUCUCUCUUAUGACGGACGUGUUUGGGAACUACGUGAUUCAGAAGUUUUUCGAGCAUGGGCUGGACUCGCACAGGGCAGCACUGGCAGCGGAGCUGAAAGGGCAUGUGCUGGCGCUGGGGCUUCAGAUGUAUGGGUGCCGGGUCAUUCAGAAGGCACUGGAGGUUCUGCCACUGCCGCAGCAACUUGAAAUCAUAGCCGAACUUGAGGGAAGUGUGAUGCGGUGCGUGCGGGAUCAGAAUGGCAACCACGUCAUUCAGAAGUGCAUCGAGUGUGUGCCGCCCGCCCACAUCGCCUCCAUCGUCAACAGCUUCUACGGCCAAGUCGUGGCUCUGUCUACCCACCCCUACGGGUGCCGGGUUAUCCAGCGAGUGUUGGAGCAUUGCACGGAGGAGCAGAAGCAGAGGGGCGUGAUGGAUGAGAUCAUGCGGUCUACCUGUGCGCUGGCCCAGGACCAGUACGGCAACUACGUGGUGCAGCACGUGUUGGAGCAUGGGAGUGAGGACGAGAGGAACGUGAUUAUAACGAAGCUGGCGGGGCAGAUAGUGACAAUGAGCCAGCACAAGUUCGCGUCCAACGUGAUUGAGAAAUGUCUGCAGUACGGCGGGCCGGCACAGAAGCAGCUGCUCUUAUCUGAAAUGCUGGGGAGGACAGACGAGAACGAGCCGCUGCAGGCAAUGAUGAAGGAUCAGUUUGGUAACUAUGUGGUGCAGAAGGUCCUCGAGACGUGCAGCGAGGGGCAGAGGGAGAUGGUGCUGGGCCGCAUUCGUGUGCAUCUGCACACCCUCAAGAAGUUCACCUACGGGAAGCACAUUGUGGCUCGUGUUGAGAAACUGCUGGCAGCUGGAGGCCGCAUGCAAUCUCGGGCGGAGAGAGAGCGGGUGAUGGCACCCUCGUAUGCGGGUCCAGCUGGGGGAGGUUUUACUGGCGCAGGCUUUUCCGGUGGAGGGAACGUUGCAGGGAUGGGUUCAAGGUCUGGCGGCUCGGCUUCUAAUGGUGCAGGAGGGGCGGCAGGACAGGCUGGCGGCAUGAUGAACUCCUCUGUGGUUGGUUGA
Closterium sp. Naga37s-1 is the source of this 4707-nucleotide messenger RNA. The record is from the annotation of a GenBank genome assembly. Lineage: Eukaryota; Viridiplantae; Streptophyta; Zygnematophyceae; Desmidiales; Closteriaceae.